Messenger RNA from Jaminaea rosea, 1187 nucleotides. RefSeq lists its product as hypothetical. The transcript has a single exon. The record is from RefSeq and is a predicted model, not a curated record. The coding region runs from base 84 to 1067 and encodes 327 amino acids. NCBI's taxonomy places the organism in Eukaryota, Fungi, Basidiomycota, Exobasidiomycetes, Microstromatales.
AUAGCGAUGAAGGGAGGAGGAGACGGCGAGACCAAGAGUUGGACAGGAUGGCCUAAAUCGCGCCUUCACGACUUCAUUUUCGGAUGCAUCGCAAUGCUACGCCAGUCAUGCUCACGCAGCCUGCCUUUCUCUUUUCGUGUGCGCUUUCAGACCAUCGUGAGCAAUUCUUCUGGCCUCCACGAGAUCCAGCUAGGCCGCAGGGCCGCUCGAAUGCCGGCGAGCGAAGGAGGCAACAGCAACUGCGGGAGGAUGCCGCUUCUGCUUUCACGUAUGGCGAGGGGGGCUUCAAUCCCGCACUUCGGCCGUCAAAUGCGGCGAAAGCAGCCGCUAGCAUGGAGAAUGGGCAAGGAGAGGAGGCCACAGGACGUCCUGCGAGCUUGCGCAGAAGGGCCUCGCCUGGACCGGUGGGACCGGUGGAUGACGGAGCUAUCUGGAGUAGUGUCCCGCCAUACCACCCGGACUACGGUCGGCCUCACGCACGUCGUUCCUCUUCUUCCUCCUCAGCGUCGUCGGGCUCUUCUUCCGCAGCAGAAGAAGCCGGUGUCGUCAACGCAGGGUGCAUCCCACCAGGCACGAUCCCCGGCUCGGGAGUCAGGCCGGGUGAUGCGCGCCCCAAUCCCAACAGGGCUAGGAGACGGGCGGGCGACGAUGCUUCGAGCGACAUGGAAGAGCACGAGCUACUCGAUGCGGCUGAGCGACGCCGAUGGGGUGCGCAUAGCGGAGAGAUUUUUCCUCGCCUCUUCGCCGAAAAUGAAGACGACUCAGCGAGUGACCUUGGCUCCGAGGGCUACGGAGACGAGGGUGACAGCAGCGAUGAUCAAGAGGACCAGCGGCGCCAGCUGCACAGUCGUGUUCGUCGCGGCUCAGAGGGGUACGAGGUGCGGCCGAUGAUGUACGACGAGGCGUACGCGGCUAAUGCGGCCGAGGAGGAGGAGAGGCUGAGGAGCUUUAUCAUGGCGGAGAGGGAGCGUUUGGGACGUGUUUGGGAUCCAGAUGCUGAGUACGCGCAAGGAGUCGUCGAGAUGGGCGGCGAUGCCGACGAUGACGAGUGGGGAGACAGAAGAUAGAAGAGAUAUGGACAAUCUGUAUUGCUUGACAAAGAUGACAAUGCUUCGAAGUGUCGAGGGAGAAAACCCGCCCGCGUAAACUGCGCUACUCUCCGCCUGCGUCCGCCGCCGCGAGCACGG